AUGCUAUUUCUGGUCGGUGAUGUAAUGUCUAUCAUGAUCGUUGUCGUUGAGUGCGGGGUGGUGAGACGGGGACAGGGGGAGGCUCCGCCCCCGCCCGGCACGUCCUUGGCCCGAGCGUUCACCUUGGUGCGCUGCGCUGCCGCACCACAGGUAACAAAGUUCCGCGAACUACGUGAUUUCUAUGGCUGUCCGAAAGUGGAUCCCGAAGUUGCUAUCUCGGGACCUACUCGCCCGGCACUAAUUUUACCAGGAAUAUGUAAUGAAACACUAAAUCAAGCCUUAGGACCCCCGUAA
Molecule: messenger RNA, 294 nt
Organism: Pieris macdunnoughi
Lineage: Eukaryota; Metazoa; Arthropoda; Insecta; Lepidoptera; Pieridae
Source: the annotation of a GenBank genome assembly